AUGUCUCGAGAUGGGGAUGGCUGUCUCGGAAGCGGGGGAGGCGAUGACGCGAGUGACGGCGAUGGCGACGGCGAAGGCAAGGAAACGAGCCUGGGACCGCUAGACGCCUCGUCACCAGCUGCUGAAGUUGCCGACGCACCGAAGAAACGGAAGAAGCCCAAGAAGAAAAAGAAGGGGCCAAAGCCUCUGCCUCUGCCUACCAAGCAGUCGUCACCACCGCGAGUCUUGCUGAGCAACCUCUUCCCCUCCGGCGAGUAUCCCGAGGGUGAAGUGCAACAUUACACCUCAGCCCCAACGGCAGCGGCCGAAGCACGCUACAAUGCCCGUCAGAGCUCGGUCGACGACGUCUUCCUCCAGAACUACCGCAAGGCCGCCGAGGUCCAUCGCCAGACUCGACAAUGGGUCCAGGAAAGCGUCAAGCCCGGACAGACACUCCUGGACAUUGCCGAGGGGAUCGAGGAUAGCGUCAGGGCCCUCCUGGGACAUGCGGGACUGGAAACGGGAGACAGUCUCAAGGCCGGCAUGGGCUUCCCCACCGGUCUCUGCCUCAACCAUCAGGUCGCGCACUACACGCCGAACCCGGGUCAAAAGGACGUCGUGCUGCAGCACCAGGACGUCCUGACGGUCGACUUUGGCGUCCACAUUAACGGCUGGAUUGUCGACAGCGCCUUCACCAUGGCGUUUGACCACACGUACGACAAUCUUUUGGCAGCUGUGAGGGACGCCACUGAUACGGGAGUCAAGGCCGCCGGGGUUGACGUGCGCAUAAGCGACGUCAGCGCUGCGAUCCAAGAAGCGAUGGAGAGCUACGAGGUCGACAUCCGCGGCAAGACCUUCCCCGUGAAACCGGUGCGCAACCUCUCCGCCCACAAUAUCAAGCAGUACCGCAUCCACGGCGGGAAGUCGAUCCCGUUCGUCAAGAACAGAGACCAAACCAAGAUGGAGGAGGGCGAGGUCUUUGCCAUUGAGACGUUCGGCACGACGGGCCGCGGCUAUGUACACGAUGAUGUGGGCAUCUACGGCUACGGGCUGAAUCACGAUGCCCCAUUGACUGUACCUCUCCCCUUGGCCUCAGCCAGACGCCUGCACAAAACGAUCAGAGAGAAUUUCAGCACGCUGGUCUUCUGCCGGCGCUAUCUCGACAGGCUUGGAUUGGAGAGGUAUCUCGCUGGCAUGAAUUCUCUCGUCUCCCACGGGAUCGUGGAGGCUUAUCUACCGCUGGCGGAUGUUCAAGGAUCGUACUCGGCCCAGUUUGAGCACACUUUCCUACUGCGGGAGACGCACAAGGAAGUCUUCAGUCGCGGCGCCGACUAUUAG
Messenger RNA from Cladophialophora yegresii CBS 114405, 1317 nucleotides. Its product is annotated as methionyl aminopeptidase. The transcript is spliced from 5 exons. The record is from RefSeq and is a predicted model, not a curated record. The coding region runs from base 1 to 1317 and encodes 438 amino acids. Lineage: Eukaryota; Fungi; Ascomycota; Eurotiomycetes; Chaetothyriales; Herpotrichiellaceae. Gene Ontology annotation, molecular function: metalloaminopeptidase activity. Gene Ontology annotation, biological process: proteolysis.